Messenger RNA from Colletotrichum gloeosporioides, 669 nucleotides. RefSeq lists its product as uncharacterized. The transcript is spliced from 2 exons. Lineage: Eukaryota; Fungi; Ascomycota; Sordariomycetes; Glomerellales; Glomerellaceae. Bases 1 to 669 code for a protein of 222 amino acids. Gene Ontology annotation, molecular function: protein binding. The record is from RefSeq and is a predicted model, not a curated record.
AUGGGUUCAUCAUCACAACCAUCCUUCUGUCUCCUCACCCAGGGCCCUCCCGAGAUCCUGCAUGAGAUUCUCUUCUACUGCCAGCAAAAUGAUCUCGUCUGUCUUUCUCUGACAUCGCAUCUUUUUCGAGACCUCACACGACCGUUAAUUCCCGCAAAACCUUCUCUGGUUUCCUGCGACGAAUCCCUCACCGAGGAGCCACGCUUAGCUGCAUGCGGCCAACCCAUUGGUGACGUUGCUUAUCACCCCUACAUGCACCGUCGGCGCCGCCAUCAUUGCUUCCUGCACAGCCGAGAGACUUGCGCCGAACCGUGGUACUGCCCACGGUAUCCUCCUGGCCACAGAAUUUGUCAUAGAAAAUGGUGCUCACACUGCGAGUGCAUCACAUGCCCCCUGUACAAAAGACUUCGAGAUUGGGCCGGGGAUCUGAAAUACUGCACCAUCUGCAGCAGGUUCACUAAAAGAGAGACAACCAAGAAAUACAAAGGAAGAUGCCUCCACGGUCGUCCCAAAACCCGCAAAGCUCCCAAUAAUCACUGGACGGCCAAAAAGGGCCAGUCAUAUGGCUACCGCUGGUGGAGGCGAUGGGGAACUUCCGGCGUGGACUCUUGGGCUUACAAUGAGAAGCCAAGGACUCCCGGUCAAAUGAUCAACGCCAGAGUGGUUUAG